AUGGCGAUCGAUUGUUAUGCCACACUUCCAUCCGACGCCAAAACCCACACCAUCCCGGGUGUUGCCCAGCCCUGUGGGGAAGGUGAGAAGAGGUUCAGUUUGACAGAUCCACCGGGCCAACAACAGGCGAUACUGGACGGCGUUACAUUCUCGGGUGGGAAUUCAGGGUCCCGCGUCUCGCGGCGGCGGACGAAGGAGCCGGAAGAUCCCGGCCUCUCAUACUCCGUACCUCCGGCGGACGCCACAGCCCUGCAGCACCUUAGCAGCAGCAAGACGAAUCGAAGUUGCGGCAGCCUUGCUCCCUCCUGGGCACCCACAUCAACGGACACGACGCAUCUUCCAGGUCCUCAUGAGCCGCUGGCCAGCUGCAAUCCAACGACGGAGACAUGCUUCAACGCUCGGCAACUGGGCUGCAGCGGGGCACGACAUGGGCAUGGCAACGGGGGUCAGCAGUGGAAGGUCAGCCUCCGUCGCUCUCAGUCGCUCUCAGUGCCAUCCGAGAACCUCUUGGCAGAUACCCUGCGCCGUCGACCUGGUUACGAUCGAUGCCCGCUGCAGGUGCAGGUCCUCAUUUAG
Thermothelomyces thermophilus ATCC 42464 is the source of this 576-nucleotide messenger RNA. RefSeq lists its product as uncharacterized. The record is from RefSeq and is a predicted model, not a curated record. The coding region runs from base 1 to 576 and encodes 191 amino acids. Lineage: Eukaryota; Fungi; Ascomycota; Sordariomycetes; Sordariales; Chaetomiaceae. The transcript is spliced from 2 exons.